AUGCUACUUGAGGGCGCUUUGCUUACUGAUAGAAUGACGAUCACGUUUUCCGACUCCGCCGCCAAUGAAAGGCCCAUCAACCCUACCCCUCACCGCCAGAUUCGAGCGAACUUUGACGACGAUACGAUUACAGUGUACCAAGCCUACAGUUCAGCGAUUGCAGAUGCGGCAGUCGAAUCUCAAAGACUAGAUGCGUCGCCAAACUUUAAGCUCAGCAGGAUGACGUGGAUCAAGCCUAGUUGGACUUGGGUGCUCUACCGCUCAGGAUACUCGUACAAGGAUCAUGGCCAAGAGCGCAUUCUCGCUCUGAAAAUGACGCACGAUUGGUUCAUUGAUCUGCUUCGGCAGGGGGCUCUAUCUUGCGAAGACGCGAUACGGGGCGGCAAGCAAGUGAGGAUUCAGUGGGACCCCGAGCGGGAUGUUCGUUUGGAAAAGCUCCCAUAUCGGAGCAUUCAAAUAGGGAUUCCUGCGGCAACUUGCCAAAGUUGGGUCGAGGAAGGAAUCGUGAGCAUUGAAGAUGUUACUAGUCGUGCGCGCGAACUGAAGAGGGUCCUGGAUGAUGAUCCUAAAAUCAGUGGAGAAGAGUUGCUCGAAAUGGGGUUGGUGCCAUGCGAGAAAGAGUUCGUCGUACCCGAUGAUGUUCAGGAGAUUUUGCGGAUGUCUGAACCAAGGAAGUAG
Molecule: messenger RNA, 678 nt
Organism: Colletotrichum truncatum
Lineage: Eukaryota; Fungi; Ascomycota; Sordariomycetes; Glomerellales; Glomerellaceae
Source: RefSeq, a predicted model, not a curated record